Messenger RNA from Syngnathoides biaculeatus (alligator pipefish), 1620 nucleotides. RefSeq names its product tyrosinase-related protein 1b (gene tyrp1b). Gene Ontology annotation, biological process: melanocyte differentiation; melanosome organization. Gene Ontology annotation, cellular component: melanosome. Bases 19 to 1620 code for a protein of 533 amino acids. The record is from RefSeq and is a predicted model, not a curated record. Gene Ontology annotation, molecular function: oxidoreductase activity. NCBI's taxonomy places the organism in Eukaryota, Metazoa, Chordata, Actinopteri, Syngnathiformes, Syngnathidae. The transcript is spliced from 9 exons.
CGCACCAAAAGCAGCAAGAUGCACGCUCACAGAAUUUGGCGAGCCGGGGCCCUCGUGGCGACGUUGUGCGUCGCGGCGACCCUGGCCCAGUUCCCUCGGGAGUGCGUCAGCCCCGAGGGGCUUCGCGGCGGCCAGUGCUGCCCCUCCCCGUCGGGCCGGGCGGGGGACGAGUGCGGCUCCGCCACGGGCCGGGGUCAGUGCGUGUCCAUCGCCGCCGACCAGCGGCGCCACGGCCCCCAGUACCCGUACGCGGGGCGCGACGACCGAGAGAGGUGGCCUCUGCGUUUCUUCAACCGCACUUGUCAGUGUAACGGGAAUUUCAGCGGCUACAACUGUGGACGGUGUCGACAUGGACUGAGCGGACCAAACUGUGACCAGAGGAUCUCCGUUGUGCGGAGAAAUUUAAUGCAAAUGAGCGCCGCAGACAAGCAAGCAUUCAUCAGCGCUCUGGACCAAGCGAAGAGGACGAUCCACCCCGACCUCGUCAUCUGUACAAGACGGUACCAGGAGAUACUUGGUCCGGACGGCAACACGCCUCAGUUCGAGAACGUCACCAUUUACAACUACUUUGUGUGGAGCCACUACUACUCGGUCAGCAAAACCUUCCUGGGCCCGGGCCAGGCCAGCUUCGGAGGGGUUGACUUUUCCCACGAGGGCCCCGGUUUCGUCACCUGGCACCGCUUUCAUCUGCUGCAGCUGGAAAGAGACAUGCAAGAUAUGCUGGGCGACGCGUCCUUCGCCCUGCCCUACUGGAACUUCGCCAUCGGGGGCAGCGACUGCGACAUUUGCACGGACGACCUCUUGGGAGCCAGGAGCUCCUUCGACGUGAACUCCAUCAGCCCCAACUCGGUCUUCUCCCAGUGGAGGGUGAUCUGCGAGAGCGUGGAGGACUACGACACUUUCGGCACCGUCUGCAACAGCACGGAGAGCGGCCCCAUCCGGAGGAACCCGGCGGGCAACGUGGCGCGGCCCAUGGUGCAGAGGCUGCCCGAGCCGCAGGACGUGCUGGACUGCCUGCAGCUCAACACCUUUGACACGCCCCCUUACUACUCCACCUCCUCCGAGAGCUUCAGGAACUCCAUUGAAGGCUACAGCGCUCCCCAGGGCCGCUACGAUCCGGUGAUCCGCAGCCUCCACAACCUGGCCCACCUCUUCCUCAACGGGACCGGCGGGCAGACCCACCUCUCCCCUAACGACCCCAUAUUCGUCCUGUUGCACACCUUCACCGACGCCAUUUUCGACGAGUGGCUCAGCCGGCACCGACCAGGGGAGAUCGUGUACCCUGAGGAGAACGCUCCAAUUGGACACAACCGCCAGUUCAACAUGGUUCCUUUUUGGCCUCCCGUCACCAACGCAGAGAUGUUUGUGCCCGCCCCGGAAAACUUGGGCUACACCUACGAGGUCCAGUGGCCAGUUCGCGCCUACACGCUGUCCGAGAUCAUCACAAUCGCCAUCGUGGCGGCGGUGCUGGUGGUGGCCAUGGUGGGCGGAGCCAUCGCCUGCGCGGUGCGAGCCCGGUCGUACCGCUCGGCCGAGGCCUUGGAGCCGUUGCUGGGGGAAACCUUCCGGCGGUACUCCGAGGACGACCGGAGGUUUGACAAAUCGCAGUCUGUCGUCUAG